Molecule: messenger RNA, 2968 nt
Organism: Athalia rosae (coleseed sawfly)
Lineage: Eukaryota; Metazoa; Arthropoda; Insecta; Hymenoptera; Athaliidae
Product: tRNA (adenine(37)-N6)-methyltransferase
Exons: 3
Coding region: 41-2029 (662 amino acids)
Source: RefSeq, a predicted model, not a curated record
UGAGAACAGCUGUUCGUUGUCUUUUCUGCCUGCUGUGAUCAUGGAAGGAAAAUGUCAAAAUUCCGAUUUCGAUGCAAAGUGUUUGUUAGCACAGUUGAAUACAGCAAGAAAAGAGAUUAACAAUUUGAGACAACAAAUAAGGAGUCUGCGUUACGUACAUGAAAAAGAUGUUGAGAGUAUAAAACGUUUGUUGGGGUCCUGCAAAGCAGAAGAACAUUUCUCUACACCAAAUUGCAGUGUCCCCAAAGCGGUACAGCCAAGUACAAGUAAUGACUUAGAAGAAUGCCUGAAACUAAAACCGAUUGGUGUCAUUUCUACCUGGUUUCCCAGCAAAAGAGGAACACCUAGGCAACCCGGGAUUUGUGACACAGCACCAGGAAAACUAACGCUGUUCAAUUCUGUUUUUACUAAUCCUGAACAUGCUCUUGAAGGCCUGCAAGAUUUCUCCCACAUGUGGAUACUCUUUCAUUUCCAUAAAAACGAUUCAACACACGUACGUGCUAAAGUGGCACCGCCUAGAUUAAAUGGUGUUCGGACAGGGGUGUUUUCAACAAGAUCGCCGCAUCGUCCUUCUCCGAUUGGUCUGAGUCUUGUUAAGAUAAUAAAAAUAGAGAAUUGCACUAUUUUUUUCGAGGGUGUUGACAUGGUGGAUCAGACCCCGGUGUUGGAUGUCAAACCAUAUAUACCACAGUAUGAUAAUCCAUUGCAUGUUGAAAAGUAUGGGGUGAGAGAUAUUGAAAGUAGUUUAGUAGACAGGGAAUUGUUGGGAAACAUUGAAGACAGACUAAGAAAUGGCACAAUCUGCAACAUAGAGGGAAAAGAAAGAUUAACCAAUCAAAGUCAUUCAUCUGAAAUUACCAAUGGCUUGAGAACCACAUUACAUGAAUCUCACCAUGGAAACACCGAUGGAGCUGCUCAAGGUACAGAUAUAUCUAGGGAUGAGGAAAUUGCAUUAAGAUUACAAGCAGAAGAGUUUGAUGGUCACGCAGAGUUUGGAAAUUAUUUAGACUCACGGAACUACUAUCGAACAAAUGAUAGAAAUCUAGAUAUUGAUACCAGCUUUGAAAAUGGCAGGGGCAAUGUGUAUAGUACUGGCAGCUUAGAAACUAUCAGAGAGCUAUCUAAUGGGCUAAGCUCGGAUUUGAGCUUGUAUGAAGAGAGAGACUUGACAAAUUCAGAAAUUGCCACGCAAAGUUCUGUAGAUGAUGCUCGUAAUUCCGCUAUGACAGACAUUAACAUUUCAAGCUCAAGAAAUAAUGGUAUUAUUGCUAGAACCUUGGAACUAGACAAUGAAAACAUGGUUUAUAGUCUACAGCACGUCGACUUGAAUUCCCAAGACAACAGAACAAUAGCAUUCAAUUCCAGAAAUAUUGAGGUCAAUAACCCAAAUGAUCAGAUAUCAAGAAACACUCGCUUACUGGACGGUGCAGAUGGACCAAGUACCUACAUAGAUUUGAUUCAUAGGCGUGCGGUGAAUCCGAGACCAGAUAAUUCACCAGUUCGAAUGGGUGUUCGAGAAGCUCCUGAUGGAGAGGAAGGUUUUACUGCCCAAAACCUGACUCCAUCGCAAACCUUGCCAAAUAUCCAAGGUGUAGCGGCUUCUGGCAUCUCACAAAAUGUCGGUGCCACCCAAAAUAUUAGGACUGAAAGUAGAAGCCAAAACGUGGGUUAUGAUGAUAAUCCUUCAGAUGUUAGGAUACCUGAUUGGAUAUCGAGACCACGUGUAUCUGCGUUAACUGUAACAUUCAACGAACGAGCAUUGAUACAGUUGAACGAAAUUUUAGGGGAUAAGGCUGAUCAACAGAAACAAGCUAUAGUAAAUGUUUUGUGUCAAGAUCCUAGGUCAGUUUACUUAAGGCAGCGAUGGGCUAAUCAAUUUUACACAUUUCUGAUUCAUGAAUUGCAUAUCAGCUGUAGAUUUGAUGACAACAGGCACGUUGUUACCGUUUUCCAAAUUCGCCAUGCAGGAAGAAUGUGCGAAUGUGGAGAGCCAGAGUGGCAAUGCUUAGGUCAUUCCCCCUUAACGUAAUGAUUUUUCUAUUUACUAUGCUUUGAUUGAUAAAACCCAAAGACAUAUGGUGUGCAUGGGCAAUAUAGCCCAAUUUAUCUCGAUGUAUUAGUAAAGUAAAGAAGGAAAAAUAGCAUCAUUUUGACAAGUUUAUGCAAUUUAACUGGAUAACAUAACUUAAACGUCAAUUUAAAUAAGGUUUUUAAUUCUCCGUCAUUCAAGACGAUACAUUGAACUGACUACGGGCAUUUCUAAAUACGCUGUUUUAUUUACUGCAAUAUUGAGUAUUAGCAUGCUCGUAAUACCUAGCUGAUUGUAGCUCAUUUUUCUCUUAGACAAAGAAUUACCUGUAGCAACUAUGAAAGCGUUGAGAAUAUUGAUGAUUGAUUAAACCUAUACAUUUCAUAUACAUAUAGAUUAAGGCAUUAUUGUAUGGAGGAUCUAGCUUUUUUUACGUUUUUGUAACCAAUUAAAACUUACAUUAAUUUUCCUAACAUCUGGCACAAUGGUCUCAGCUUGCAUCCAUUCUGGCUGGUAUUGAUGGGUACGUACAUGAACACAGCUAGGUAUGUCGGCGAUCAAGGAGUGUACCUAAUAACUAAAAUUCAUUGGGAUUAAUUAAAAGUUAACAGUUCCUAUAGAUUUAUUUUAGAAUAUGUUUGCACUAUUUCUUUCUAUCUAACUAAUUAGAUAAAUUCCAAAAUUUGAUAAAAUAUUCGAAGCUUUCAGAACGGAAAAAACUAAUCAACAUCAUAUGGUGUACCUUUAGCACAACUAUGAAUGAUGCAUGAUGUUCAUACGCAACAGUAAGCUUUUAGACGUACUAAUCCGUCAUUUACUAUGUAUCAAUUUAAGAGCAAAUACAUAGAAUUCUGCAAUAAUACAAGUAUUUAUGAAAUUUGUGUCCAUUGCUUCAUUGAACCCAUGUCGGAUGCCAGAGUUCGGAAACUAAUUGGAAGA